AUGCCUUUACACUGUUCUGGCUCGGUCAAUCCACUCCCACCUUUUUCCGCGCAUGCUCUUCAACCCCUUUGCUCUCCACUUCCCUUCCCGCCAGUUCCCUCCCCCCUUCCUUUCCCCACCACCCCACCUUCCUCAGGUCUGGGCAACAAUCUGAUGUCACUGAUAUCGGCCAUGACGUACAGUCUGCUCACCAACCGUGCCAUCAUCCUUGCACCGGGCACCGACGUGGCGUCGUUCCUCUGCAACCCCUUUGACGACUCCAACUGGGCCAUCCCCGCGCGCCACUACAAGCACGUGUACCUGAUGUUCCAGAAGCAGCCACGGGUGAUGGAGUUUGCUCGCAUGGCUGCCAACGGCACUCAGUGGAGCAAGAAGGCCGCCUUCGCUGACCUCCGCUUCUCGUACGGCGAGGAGGACUGGAAGUUCUUCUGUCCGGGAGUGCAGGCGGCGAUAGAGGAGGCGCGGUUUGUGGCGUUCUACACGGACGAGUACACCGUGCCCGGCUUCUACCUGCUGCCCUCCCUGCAGGAAGUGCCCCUAAAGGCAACGAACUUCCUUUUGCCCCACCACUACGUCUGCCUUGCGCCUUCCACCUGUGUGGCAGCGCUGACCACCAUUCGUGGGCGGCGCCCAUGGGGUCCCUCUUCGCUCUCCUGCACCCAUCUCGUUGUGCUCAUUGCCAUGCCUUUUCUCUCAUUGCCUCACUCUUGCCUCACUCUUUGCCUCUCGCUUCUACCCUCUCACUUCACCAACCCUCCUUUCUCUCCUCACCCUCCCCUCCCCCCCCAUACUCUCCUCCACUCACCCCCCUGUGGCUCCCCUGCAUCCCUCUGGUGCCCGCGCACGCCCCUCGCCAUCCGUUUCCUCCUCGCACCGUUGCAGGCGCGGCUGCACAAGUGGUUUCCGGACGGGAGGGUGUUUCUGCACAUGGCGCGAGCCACACUGCAGCCGGCCAACUACCUGUGGCAGCGCAUCACACGUGUCUUCCACGCGCACCUCAAGCACCACAACCGUCGCGUCGGCAUCCAGGUGCGCACGUUCUACCGGAGGGACACGGACACGAAUCCGCGCAUCCUGGAGUGCGCUGUGAACGUGUCGGGGUACCUGCCGCGCCUCUUCUCCUCCGACCAGUGGGACGCCCUCACUGCCAACCCGGACAGUCGCAUGCAGGCGAUACUACGUAACCCGUACCCGCGGUCAGUGGGCGUGCUGCUGACGUCCCUGUCACAGCACCACAUGGACUACCUGCACGAGGCCUUCUCCACCCAUGAGACCGUUGAUGGCACCGUUGUUGCGCUGCACAGUGAAGGGCACGAGGGGUUGGAGAGAGCGAAGCUGAGGCAGCAUGAGAAGGCCUUCCUUGAAAUGUGGCUGCUCAGCUUCAGCGACCAGCUACUAGUGUCAGACAUGUCAUCGUUCGGGUACAUAGCAUCGGGGCUGUCAGGGCUGAACCCGUACUCGCUCAACAUCGGCUUCCGCACGGCGGAGAACCUCAACUGGUACAUCAACCGCCGCCCCGUGUGCGCGCGCUCCUCCUCCGAGCCCUGCUUCCUCACCCCGCCCGAGUUCCUCAAGUGUGAUGGUUCUGACGUGAAAAAGGAGCCUUUGGAGCUAAGUACAAGGAUUAGAAAAUGCUUGAACAUUAAUAGAGGAAUUGAAGUGGACAUUCCACUGUUUUAG
Closterium sp. Naga37s-1 is the source of this 1680-nucleotide messenger RNA. NCBI's taxonomy places the organism in Eukaryota, Viridiplantae, Streptophyta, Zygnematophyceae, Desmidiales, Closteriaceae. The record is from the annotation of a GenBank genome assembly.